Messenger RNA from Oryzias latipes (Japanese medaka), 1111 nucleotides. RefSeq names its product regulator of G protein signaling 5b (gene rgs5b). NCBI's taxonomy places the organism in Eukaryota, Metazoa, Chordata, Actinopteri, Beloniformes, Adrianichthyidae. The record is from RefSeq and is a predicted model, not a curated record.
AGCAGCAGAGCAGUCAGAGCUCAUUCCCUUACUAAGAAGGCAGUUCCUCCAUAAAAACCUGGCAGUCUUUCGCCUCUGUCCUUGGAGUUACUUGUCAGAAGUCAUGUGUCGAGGACUCGAAUCGCUGCCCAUCACCUGCCUUGAACGGGCAAAGGAGCUGAGAGCUUUGUUUGGAAGUUUACUACAGAAGUCAGACCACAGCAACUGUGGCCAGUCCAAGAAAAAUGACAAACUCAGGCUAAAUGAAGUCAAUGAGCCUCUCAAAUGGAGAGAAUCCUUCGAAAAACUCUUGUCCAGUCAAAAUGGACUCUGUCUAUUCAGAGCAUUCCUGGUAUCUGAGUUCAGCGAGGAAAACAUUGCCUUUUAUUUAGCGUGUGAGGACUACAGAACGUCCAAACCUUCCAAACUGGCCAGCAAGGCAAAGAAAAUUUAUGAAGAGUUCAUCUGCUCCGACGCACCACGAGAGGUAAAUCUCGACCAUGCAACCAAAGCAAUCACCAUGGAGAACAUGCAGCGACCUUCUCUGUCCUGUUUCAACCUGGCCCAAGCUAAAAUCUACACCCUGAUGGAGAAAGACUGCUACCCUCGCUUCCUCAAGUCCUCAAUGUACCUGGACAUGACCAGAAGGACAGGUUAAUAGACUUGAAGAAGAAAACAAAAUGAAGAAAUGAUGCAUACAGACUCAGAAAGUGGCAAAGCUGUGAUGGGACAAACACAACUUUAAUGAAGAGCUGUGGAGUUAUUUUGGGAAACAAGAUGGGGCUCCCGGGUGGAGGCCGGAGUCCACGUGAGGCUGUGAGAGGACACUGACAGACAGAAAGCACCGCGGGCUACGGCAGCCUCUGACCAACACACAUGCAGUUUACACACAGACUGAUCAAUGCCAGGCAGCCUGGCAGGAAUCAAGAGAAAACGAAUGAUGCUGUCACACAACAAAACUACCACUGAUGCUUCUGAGUAGCAUUAAUUGUUAUUUAAGGCUUAUUUAUUUAAAGUAUUUUUUUUAUUAAAUGUUUGCUGUGCAAAUAUUUUUGGAAAAUGCGUUUGUGUUUUGUACAUUGAGAUGCAUUAAAAUGCAUAAAAUGAAUAAAAGUGGAAAAAAAACAUGAAA